Messenger RNA from Saccharomycodes ludwigii, 693 nucleotides. RefSeq lists its product as uncharacterized. Lineage: Eukaryota; Fungi; Ascomycota; Saccharomycetes; Saccharomycodales; Saccharomycodaceae. The record is from RefSeq and is a predicted model, not a curated record. The transcript has a single exon. Bases 1 to 693 code for a protein of 230 amino acids.
AUGACAGUUGCAAAGAGUAUUAUUAUAAGCAGUAUCGUUAUUGUUGGGUUACUAAUUACGACAACUGCUCUUUUCAAAAAAUCCUUAAACACCAACAAAGGUCGCAAAACCAUCGAAAACCAAGAUACCAGAUCUAACGAUGGGACAGCUACAAUUAAAACCGAUAGUAGCAAAACUAUCCGUGAUAAAAAAUCGAAUAUACACCAUAGAUACACACUAAUUUCAAAGGAAGUCGUUCCAGUUUCAUCAGACGACGAAUAUAUCGAUGAAAUAGAGACAAGCAUUGUUGAAGAAGAAAUUAGUGAAGAUGAUUCAGACGAUGAAGAUGUAAUUGAACAACCAAAGCAAUUCCAAACUACUCAACUCAAUAGCACAAGGGAUUUUAACAGUCAAGAUGUCUCUAAUUUAAAACCAGAGAAAUCUAAUAUCGUUAAAAAUGGCAUCUUGGAUGAAUCUUCAAAAAACCCUAUACUUAAAGAAAAACAAUCCGAAACAGAAAAAACUAAGGCUUUUUCUUCUAACGACGACAAUAAAAACAGCGGUGGUAAUAAAGAUGGAGUUGAAUUACCAGCCUCAUCCUCAAAACUAAGUACACCAAUCACUUCACUUCAAAGCGAAGUGUCUUCAUCGCUUCUUUCCGAUGAAUAUCCUGUAUCUUCUUUCCCCUCCCGCAUGGAAAAAACUGUCUAUUGA